This is a messenger RNA of Erythranthe guttata (spotted monkey flower), 1140 nucleotides long. The record is from RefSeq and is a predicted model, not a curated record. Lineage: Eukaryota; Viridiplantae; Streptophyta; Magnoliopsida; Lamiales; Phrymaceae.
AUGUCGAUUUUGUUGGAACCGCGUAUUCCCCAAACUGGUUCUGAACGCAAGAGAAAGGCAUUGGUCAAUCGUAAAGUUCAACGUGGCGAUUCUCAAGCUACUCGGGUCGAUCCUCCGGCCAAUCGUACACGUUUACCUGAGGAUCCACCGCUCACAUCGACCACCGAAGUUGGUGGAUCUAGUAGCCAAUUGGCUGGUCCCAGAGGACCACAAAUACCAGACUUGAUGCCGCAGUUUGAGAAUCAUAUCGCCCGACAGAUUUUGUCCGGAAAGGAGCGCGAAAGUGUGAGGGUUCAUAAUCACACAACAAUGUUGGAGAAGUGGCGGAUGACUCCUUUUAUGACCGAGGUUGUCGAGAGGUCCGGUUUGAUGCCCCUUGUACGUCAUUCGUACAAGGUGAUAGAUAGUGCAUUGGUGUUGACUUUCAUAGAGCGGUGGCAACCAGCAACUUGUACGUUUCAUUUACCAUUUGGGGAGAUGACUAUCACGCUAGACGAUGUCAGCAGCUUGAUAGGUUUGCCAGUGGUGGGACGGCCGGUAUUUAUUCAACAAAUUAGUAAGACGGGGCCAUCGUCACAAGCAAUCGUAAAUCGAAUUCUCGGAGUAGUGCUUGAAUCGACGGAUAAAUGUUGGGGUCAAAAUCUGAAGGCGCUUAAGUUGGAGUGGUUGCGUAGUACUUUCAGUUCUGUGACAGAUAGUGAUGAUGAGAAUAAAAAGACGUGUGCGACAAGGGCAUUUUUGUUGUACGUAUUGUCAUGUACGAUAUUCCAGGACAAGACGGGGAAUAUGGGUACACUGCAGUUGUUGUGUUUGUUAGAAGAUUUGGACAAUAUUAGGACUUACGCAUGGGGUACAGUUUGUUUGUGUCUACUCUAUGAGGCGUUGUCGGAUGCUUCAAGGGCUAAUACGAAGCAAAUCAGUGGAUAUUUGAUGCUUCUUCAGGGUUGGAUUUACGCAUUUCCCCCGUCUCACACCGACGAUGAUCUGAGCUCCGAUGAGAUUAUAUGGGCCCCGUAUGAGGUCCUCCGUGACAGGUUUCCUAUGCCAGAGUCCACGUGGUUUAGUGGCAUGUUACAGUACAUGUGUACUUUGGAGCCUUACCAUCCGGACAGGGUCUUGAGACAAUUUGGGCGUGUUUAG